Ipomoea triloba (trilobed morning glory) is the source of this 2097-nucleotide messenger RNA. RefSeq lists its product as uncharacterized. NCBI's taxonomy places the organism in Eukaryota, Viridiplantae, Streptophyta, Magnoliopsida, Solanales, Convolvulaceae. Gene Ontology annotation, molecular function: nucleic acid binding; aspartic-type endopeptidase activity; zinc ion binding. Gene Ontology annotation, biological process: proteolysis. The record is from RefSeq and is a predicted model, not a curated record. The transcript is spliced from 2 exons. Bases 1 to 2097 code for a protein of 698 amino acids.
AUGGCUCCGCCUGGAAGGAGACCAGAACCUCGUGGAACUCCUACCGAGGAACUGCUAGCGCAGAAUUUGCAGCAGUUGACCCAACUGACUCAAACUUUGGGAAAUGCGCUUCUCAAUAAUCAACGGGGAGGGCCAGAUGUGGCUAAGAUCAUAGCUGGGCAUCGUCCUCCAUUCUUCACUGGUAAGGAAGAUCCACUAGUGUUAGAAGAUUGGAUAAGGACUUUCGACAAAAUGUUUGAGGCUGUAGAAUGUCCUGAAGAAAGGAGGGUGGAGAUAGCUACAUUCUAUUUCCAGCAAGAAGCUGACAACUGGUGGAGUAUGAUGGGACCCAUGUAUCAACAACAAGGAGAAUUUCAAUGGACUGACCUUAAAGCUCGAAUGCGGGAUCAUUUUUAUCCCGAGCAUGUUAAGUCCGCUAAGUACGAGGAAUUUCUACAUCUACGUCAAGGGACGACAUCUGUUCAGGACUACUAUGCUAAGUAUCUUGAGCUGGCACGAUUUGCCCCUGCCUUAGCCCCGGAUGAGCCAAGCAGGGCUAGGAAGUUUGUAAAUGGAUUAAAUUUUGAGACUCAAAAAGCCGUUUGUGUGUUUGAGUGUCAGACUCUUGGAGAGGCUUAUAACCGGGCUGCCAAACAUUAUCGAGUCCAACAGAUGCAGAAGGAGGUUCGUGAGAAGGGUAAGAGGAAAUUUGAAGGUAGUAGCAGAGGGGGAGAGAAGAACUCUAAGAUGAGUCAAGGAGAGGCUAUUCGGGAUUACCAAAGAAGUGGGAUUCCCAGACCUAGGAGGGAUUUUCCAACUCAAAGUACGGGGAUGACUAGUAGAGGAUGGAUGAAGGAGAGGCAUUUCUACUGUAAAAGAUGUGGGAAGGAUCAUCCCGGUGUCGAUUGUAUAGGGAUGCCGGUAGAAUGCUUCAAUUGUGGGAAGAAGGGCCAUCGCUCAUUUGAAUGUCAAACUAGCAGGAGGGAAGGGUCAUUCCGUCCUAGCCAGAGUCAAGAAAAGACCCAACAAUCUGGAAUACAAGUGAAGGCUAGGAAUGGAGGGAACAUGGCAAAUAGUAACACUGAGAGCACCAGCAAGGCACCAACUAGCAGGAGUGGACCCCAGCAAGGGAGGAUCUUUGUGAUGAGUAAAGCUCAGGCGGAUGUGAGCGAUGUGGUGGCAGGUACUUUUCCGCUUCGUGAUAUACCUGCUUAUGUAUUAUUUGACUCUGGAGCAUCUCAUUCUUUUAUAUCCUCAAGGUUUGUAGAGAAAUUGAAGUUAGUACCUAGUUCCCAAGUACAAUUUAAAGUGAACCUUGCAUCGGGGAAGGUGGUGACCUGUAGUAAUAUCUUUGAGAACAUACCUAUAAGCAUAGAAGGGGAAAGUUUCCCUUGUACCUUAAUACAGUUUGGAUUAGACGACUUUGAUAUAAUAUUAGGGAUGGAUUGGUUAGGAAAGUAUAGGGCUCAGAUCUGUUGUAGCAAACAAAAAUUGGUACUGAGGAGCCCAAAAGGAAAACGUGUGUCCUAUAAGGGAGCUGCAAGUCAGCCCGAUGUGAGAUUAGUAUCGAUGGCCAAGAUGAGGAAGUAUGUGGGAAAAAGGUGUGAAGUGUUCUUAUGCAUGGUGGAAGAUUUGAAUGUGGAUAAGAAGGGAAUUGAGCAAAUCCCUGUCGUAAGGGAGUUUCCUGACCUAUUCCCUGAUGAGAUUCCAGGCUUCCCUCCAGAACGGGAAGUAGAGUUCACCAUUGAUCUGGUACCGGGCACUACUCCUAUUUCAAAGACCCCGUACCGAAUGGCCCCAAUAGAAUUACAAGAGUUGAAGGAGCAGCUUCAAGACUUGCUAGAUAAGGGAUACAUUCGCCCGAGUGUAUCGCCAUGGGGAGCUCCAGUAUUGUUCGUGAAAAAGAAGGAUGGGGGGUUGCGACUCUGCGUUGACUACCGAGAGUUGAACCGGGUGACUGUUAAGAAUAAGUACCCACUCCCUCGGAUUGAUGAUCUGUUCGAUCAAUUAAAGGAGGCUGGUACUUUCUCAAAGAUAGAUUUAAGGUCGGGAUAUCAUCAAGUGAGAGUGGCUGAGAAAGAUAUAUCUAAGACAGCCUUUCGGACAAAAUAUAUGUAA